Molecule: messenger RNA, 1789 nt
Organism: Cyprinus carpio (common carp)
Lineage: Eukaryota; Metazoa; Chordata; Actinopteri; Cypriniformes; Cyprinidae
Gene: wdr25
Product: WD repeat domain 25
Molecular function (GO): protein binding
Source: RefSeq, a predicted model, not a curated record
UUAGUUUGUCUGUAAGUUCCUCACGGACACGGAUUUAAAACAAGACUUUUAUUUUGUGCGAGAGAUUCGCGCUUCCGGUGUUCGCUGUCUGACGUUUCAAAUCAAACACCGCGCGACAGACGCGAAUAUUAUUCGUAUAAACAAGAACAAACAGUCAUAAAAACGAGUUUAGACUAACAUGUGAAGGCUUAUGUUAUGAUACGGACGUGACGGAUCAAUAUUUACUAAGAACUUUGACAGGACAGAGGAUGUUAUGUCAGUUAUUCGUCGUUUAAUCUUGUCGUGUGUGUUUGUGAGCUUCACAUGGCUUCACUGGUGGAUUAUGAGGAUUCUGACAGUGAGACGGAUCAGGAUCCUCAGCUUUAUCAUGAUGAAGGCCUCAUCAUCAGCUGCUCCUCCUCUUCAUCAUCUUCAUCAUCAUCACGUGUGUCAGCAGCACAGUCCGGUUCCUCCGGCUCCGUGAAGAGAGUCCAGCUGCAGGGGUCUGCGCUGAGGCCGUAUGUUCCUAAGAGACAGAGGCUGGCAGAGACCGCAGCGGUUCAGGCUGAAGAACCGGCCCCGUCUGGAUCUGCUGGGUCUCCGCUGCUGUCUCAGGUGUCCGAGAGGGUCCGGCCGUUUCUGGGCCGAAGGCAGGGUCAGGUCGAGCUGCCCAGACGCAUGCAGAGCCGCAUCGAGGCCCAUCAGGGUCCAGUGAACACACUGCAGUGGAGUCCAGUGGAUCAUCUCAGUCACCUGCUGCUGUCCGCAUCCAUGGACAGAACCUUCAAGGUGUGGGAUGGUGUUGGUGGUGGGCGGUGCUUACGGACAUACUCCGCCCACCGUGGCUCCGUGCGUGAUGCCUGUUGGCUGGCCUGCGGGCGACGCCUCCUCUCAGGCUCGUUUGACGGCAGCGCGGCAGUCACUGAUGUGGAGACGGGUAAGACGAUCUCACGGAUGGAGAAUGGCUUUAAGGUGUGCUGCGUCGCCCCACGACCCUCUGAUCCUGACGUCUUUCUGUGCGGAGGCUUCAGUCCGGAGGUCAGAGCCUGGGACGCUCGCUGCUGUAAGAUGCUGCGGGUCUAUAAGGCGGCGGUUCAGCAGACGCUGGACGUCUUGUUCCUGAGCGGCGGGAGAGAGUUCAUCAGCAGCACUGAUGCUGUCAGCCGAGACUCCGCUGACCGGACGCUCAUCGCCUGGGACUUUGAGACGACCGCCAGACUCUCCAACCAGAUCUUCCACGAGCGCUUCACCUGUCCGUGUCUGGGGUGUCACCCUCUGGAGAGCAGCUUCGUGGCUCAGACCAACGGUGGCUACAUCGCCCUGUUCUCCGCCCAGAGGCCCUACAGGAUCAACAAGAGACGCCGCUACGAAGGACACAAGGUGGAGGGUUUUGCAGUGCAUUGUGGGUUCUCUGCAGACGGAAGCGUUCUGGUCUCUGGUAGUUCUACAGGUUCUGUGCACUUCUAUGACUUCCAGAGCUCACGCACCCUGAGCACGCUUCACGCUCACCAACACGCCUGCGUCUGCGCCGCGCUGCAUCCCAUCAUUCCUGCCGUCAUGGCCACGUGUGAUUGGACGGGAGAGAUCAAGAUCUGGAGCUGAUCAGCUGAUCGCUCAGUGUUUGAUAACGAUGGACACCAAACUCAAACUCAAUUUGAAGCUUUUCCUCAGUGAGGAUUAUGGGUAAUCAAAUCAAGUCAUUGUAUGAUGUUAAAAUGUAAAAUCCACUGAAUGUUACGUUGUUUGUUAACUUUUAUACUUGUUUGUGUGUGUGUGUGUGUGUGUGUGUUUCCCUAAUAAAACACAUAAA